CCUGUGUGUUUUUAAAUGGGAGGGAACACACUGCGACACCAAAACAACAGCGUGACUGCGAGUCCUGCCACAACUCAGGUGAAUAUCAGAGGAUACAGAGAGGAGACAACAGUCACCUCAGCUAGAAGAAAUAACAAAGAGCUUCAUCGGGAUUGCAAGUUUGGACAGAAAGUUCGUCUUCACACAGAAAUAUCUCCAAAAAAGAGAAGCAAAACCAUGAAGAUGACCCUGUUAGUCAUCCUCGCCGUCCUUGCAGCAUUCAGUGUUGAUGCGGUUUUUUCAGGAAGAUGGCCUAAAAAGUUUGUGCUACCUAAACCCCGGGGCUCUAACUCAAGGGAGAUGUGUCAGAUUGGGGAUGGGAGCAAUUACAGGGGAUUUGUUUCCAAGUCUGCAAACGGCGGCAGAUGUCGCUUCUGGAACAACUUUAAAAUCCGAUUUGGCGCUUCAAAGGGACUCGGCGACCAUAAUUACUGCCGGAAUCCUGACCAGAGCUUGAUGCCGUGGUGCUAUGUCCGAAAAGGAGGGAAGGAUGUGAAGGAAUUCUGUGAUAUUACCAGAUGUUCCACACCGACAGUAAACCCUCCACCUGCUGUGGAUACAGAGCUGACAUGUGGUGUUACGCUUGAGCAGAGGAUGAAUAAGAUUGUGGGUGGUUCAUUCACACCCAUAGAGUCGAACCCAUGGGUCGCUGCUAUUUUUCGUCAAAGCCGACAAAGCCAUUUCCUCUGUGGUGGCUCUCUCAUCGCGCCUUGCUGGGUUGCCACGGCUGCACACUGCUUCUCUGAUGGUGUUGAGACUGGCAUCCGUCAUCUGUCGGUGUACCUGGGGAAGACUGCCAUCAAUGACACAGAUGCUGACAAGGAACAGAGAUUCACUGUGGAAAAACUGAUCAUCCACAAAAAAUACAAUGAGUCCAACUUCGACAAUGACAUAGCACUGUUGAAGAUCAAAAGCGGAAAUGGAGGAUGUGCUGUGAGGUCAGCUUCUGUACGGACAGUAUGUCUUCCUCCACUUCGCACUCAGCUUCCUGCAGGAUUUGAGUGCAGCAUCGCAGGAUUUGGAUUGGAGAAAUCCAUGGCGUGGCAUAACUCACAGUACCUGAAAGAGGCCAAGGUGAAACUGAUCUCCCAGGCAGACUGUAAAAGGGAAUCAUACUAUGGAGAUCUCAUCACUCCGAACAUGUUCUGUGCUGGGAGCCCUGACUGGAGUACUGAUGCCUGCAAGAAUGACUCUGGCGGUCCGUUGGUGUGUAAAAUGUCAGAUCGGAUGUUUUUGUUCGGGGUGGUGAGCUGGGGUGAUGGCUGUGCCAAGAAGAACAAACCAGGGGUUUACACGCAGGUCACAAAAUACAACAAGUGGAUCGCAGCAAAAACAGGGCUCUCUAAAUACACAGAAGGAAUAAUGUAUCCUCAAAAAUGAAGCUGUGGCAGAAAGUUACCUGUUGGGCAUUGCAUAAAGGAAAAUUUGGCAGCAGUUUUGGAGGCUCUGUGUGUAUGCAAGCAUGUUGCUGGUUUUGUUCAGAUUAGCUGAUAAGCUGUGAAAAUAGUUUUGCACAGUUAAGAUUUACUGUAACUGUUCAAAAUGAAUAUUUAUUUAAAUAUAUUUUAUUGCAUAUAAUACUUUUUUAUUACCUUUGCAUGAACUUUUCAUUAAGAGAAUGUUUUUUUAAAACAAGAGAAGGUAUGCUAUUAGAAAGUUUAUUUAUCUAAUUUGAUUUAAUAAGCAUUUCCUAUUAUAGAAGGCUGGCCCUGCUGUUAAGCAUUUUUUUUAUAAUAAAUAAAAUAUUUGUAUCACA
Siniperca chuatsi (mandarin fish) is the source of this 1795-nucleotide messenger RNA. RefSeq names its product tissue-type plasminogen activator-like. Gene Ontology annotation, molecular function: serine-type endopeptidase activity. The transcript has 11 exons. Bases 16 to 1419 code for a protein of 467 amino acids. The record is from RefSeq and is a predicted model, not a curated record. Lineage: Eukaryota; Metazoa; Chordata; Actinopteri; Centrarchiformes; Sinipercidae. Gene Ontology annotation, biological process: regulation of cell adhesion mediated by integrin; plasminogen activation.